Hipposideros armiger (great roundleaf bat) is the source of this 3978-nucleotide messenger RNA. It is a transcript of the gene BCAS3, whose product is annotated as BCAS3 microtubule associated cell migration factor. The record is from RefSeq and is a predicted model, not a curated record. Lineage: Eukaryota; Metazoa; Chordata; Mammalia; Chiroptera; Hipposideridae. Gene Ontology annotation, biological process: autophagy; response to starvation. Gene Ontology annotation, molecular function: protein binding. The coding region runs from base 103 to 2568 and encodes 821 amino acids. Gene Ontology annotation, cellular component: cytoplasm. The transcript has 24 exons.
GGAAGUGGUAGCCGUCAAUCACGAGGGGAGACUUCCAAACAGUGAGCCCUGAGCUGGAGAACAGCGUUUACCGGCGGGGCGGCCGGUUUUGUGAAUGAAGCUAUGGCUACAGAUUCCCCCAGAAGACCCAGUCGUUGUACUGGUGGAGUUGUGGUUCGCCCCCAGGCUGUCACGGAGCAGUCCUACAUGGAAAGUGUUGUGACUUUUCUACAGGAUGUUGUGCCACAGGCUUACAGUGGAACACCUCUAACAGAAGAAAAGGAGAAAAUAGUCUGGGUCAGAUUUGAAAAUGCAGAUUUAAAUGAUACAUCAAGAAAUCUGGAAUUUCAUGAAAUACACAGCACUGGGAAUGAGCCUCCUUUGCUGAUUAUGAUUGGCUACAGUGAUGGCAUGCAGGUCUGGAGCAUCCCUAUCAGUGGGGAAGCACAGGAGCUCUUUUCUGUCCGAAAUGGCCCAGUUCGAGCUGCUCGAAUCUUGCCUGCGCCACAGUUUGGUGCUCAAAAGUGUGACAACUUUGCUGAAAAACGUCCCCUGCUUGGUGUUUGUAAGAGCACUGGAUCUUCUGGCACUAGCCCACCUUACUGUUGUGUGGAUCUACAUUCACUUCGUACUGGGGAGAUGGUCAAGUCCAUUCAGUUUAAAACACCUAUCUAUGAUCUCCACUGCAACAAACGGAUCCUCGUCGUAGUCUUGCAGGAGAAAAUUGCUGCCUUCGAUAGCUGUACUUUCACAAAAAAAUUUUUUGUCACAAGCUGCUAUCCUUGUCCAGGGCCCAACAUGAACCCUAUUGCUCUUGGGAGCCGCUGGCUGGCUUAUGCAGAAAACAAGUUGAUUCGAUGUCAUCAGUCCCGUGGCGGAGCCUGUGGAGACAACAUUCAGUCUUAUACGGCCACAGUCAUUAGUGCUGCUAAAACAUUGAAAACUGGCCUGACAAUGGUUGGAAAAGUGGUGACUCAGCUGACAGGCACACUGCCUUCAGGUGUGACAGAAGACGAUGUAGCCAUCCAUAGUAAUUCAAGGCGGAGUCCAUUGGUCCCCGGCAUCAUCACAGUAAUUGACACUGAAACAGUUGGAGAGGGCCAGGUGCUUGUGAGUGAGGAUUCGGACAGUGAUGGGAUCGUGGCCCACUUCCCGGCUCAUGAAAAACCAGUUUGCUGUAUGGCUUUUAAUACAAGUGGAAUGCUUCUAGUCACAACAGACACCCUUGGCCAUGACUUUCACGUCUUCCAAAUUCUGACUCAUCCUUGGUCCUCGUCACAAAGUGCUGUCCACCAUCUGUAUACCCUUCACAGGGGAGAAACUGAAGCCAAAGUACAAGACAUCUGUUUCAGCCAUGACUGUCGUUGGGUUGUGGUCAGUACACUCCGAGGGACUUCCCACGUUUUCCCAAUCAACCCUUAUGGUGGACAACCUUGUGUUCGAACACAUAUGUCGCCACGAGUCGUGAAUCGCAUGAGCCGUUUCCAGAAAAGUGCGGGGCUGGAAGAGAUUGAACAAGAACUGACAUCUAAGCAAGGAGGUCGCUGUAGUCCUGUUCCAGGCCUAUCAAGCAGCCCUUCUGGAUCACCGCUGCAUGGGAAACUAAACAGCCAAGACUCCUAUAAUAAUUUUGCCAACAACAACCCUGGCAACCCUCGACUCUCUCCUCUCCCCAGCUUGAUGGUGUUGAUGCCUCUUGCACAAAUCAAGCAGCCGAUGACACUGGGGACCAUCACCAAACGAACGGGGCCUUAUCUGUUUGGAGCGGGGUGUUUUUCCAUAAAAGCUCCAUGCAAAGUUAAACCACCUCCACAAAUUUCACCCAGCAAAUCGAUGGGAGGAGAAUUUUGCGUGGCUGCAACGUUUGGGACAUCCAGAUCGUGGUUUGCAAAUAAUGCAGGUCUGAAAAGAGAAAAAGAUCAGUCCAAACAAGUCGUGGUUGAAUCUCUCUACAUUAUUAGCUGCUAUGGGACCGUUGUGGAGCACAUGAUGGAGCCAAGGCCGCUCAGUUCUGCCCCCAAGAUUAGCGAUGACACCCCACUGGAAAUGAUGACCUCACCUCGAGCCAGCUGGACUCUGGUUAGAACUCCUCAGUGGAAUGAAUUGCAGCCGCCCUUCAAUGCAAACCACCCUCUGCUCCUCGCUGCAGAUGCUGUGCAGUACUAUCAGUUCCUGCUUGCUGGCCUGGUUCCCCCUGGAAGUCCUGGGCCCAUGACUCGGCAUGGGUCCUAUGACAGCCUAGCUUCUGACCACAGUGGACAGGAAGAUGAAGAAUGGCUGUCUCAGGUAGAAAUUGUAACGCAUACUGGACCCCACAGGCGGCUGUGGAUGGGUCCACAGUUCCAGUUCAAAACCAUCCAUCCCUCAGGCCAAACCACAGUCAUAUCAUCCAGUUCAUCUGUGUUGCAGUCUCAUGGUCCAAGUGAUACUCCACAGCCCCUUUUGGAUUUUGAUACAGAUGAUCUUGAUCUCAAUAGUCUCAGGAUCCAGCCGGUCCGCUCUGACCCAGUCAGCAUGCCAGGGUCAUCCCGUCCAGUCUCUGAUCGAAGGGGACUUUCCACCGUGAUUGAUGCUGCCUCAGGAUGUUAGAAGAUGAAAUUCAAGUUAACAGUGUGGAAAAAUUUAGCUCAGCACAAUUAAGAAACAAAUGGUUGCCCCACUUGAAGAUGAAGAAACUGUAAACAGAAGUAGAAGAAGCUGUUGGGAAAGUUUUUUUCUGAUGACACAUUGCUUCUUGGAAUAAAUCUUUGUGUCAACUAAAACCUUGCCUUGGCUUUCUCUAUUGCAAGCACCGAGCUCUUGACAUGACUUUAAGUCUUUCCUAAGCAUUUUGAGAAGGAAUUGAUGGAAUUCUCCCUACUGUUGAUAUACCAGGGUACCACAUAUUUACAUGGGACUUUUUGGCCGAAAGACUCAGCGUCUCCUUUUCUGUACCUUUAUUACUACAUUUUUAAUACGAGGCUGGACUGUUUAUGUAGUCUGUUGCCUGAGACUGUGGUGGCAGAGGGACAAUAUUGGGGGCAGUAUUAGCAUUUGUUUAAGUCUGAACCAGGAAUUCCAUUUGUCUUAGUGACAUUAGUGUCAAACUGUUAGUGCCACACUAUUUUAAAUUGUGUCCGAGAGCCUGAGAGGCUUAUGCUUAUAGGUGUCAUCUAUAAACUUAGAAACAAACAAAAGAGGCUCUCUCCCUUGAAUAUGGAAGCCCAGCGAGCAAUUAAAAAGCAGCCUGGGACCUCACCCGGGCAACUAGUCAGAGCCAGAGCUCGCGAUAUUUCCCUGGAUAUUGUUGAAAACUGUCAGAGAAAAAGCUAAAGCAAAUAAUCAAAGUGAAAAUAAUGAUACCCAGGAAAAGUCUUGUUUGGGGGCGCUAAGUGUAGUGGAAAGAAUAGUGACUUUUGAAUCUUUGAUUCUAGUCUCUGCUCUGCCUAUAACUGUCUGCUUGGCAAAUUGCUUCCAAAUCCAAAGCUUUCUGCCAUAAAAUAAGGGAAUCGAAGUAGGUUAUUUCCAGAUUUCCUUCUAGCUUGAAAAAUUGAUGAGUUGGUACUUUGGAUUGCUUUUGAAGAAUUUUUUUUAAAUUAGGGUAUAAUGUACAUAUAGCAAAAUUGCAUGGAUCUUAAUCAUAUAGUUUGUUGAAUUUUUAUACCCAUGUAAUCACCACUCAGAUCAAAAUUAGAAUAUCGCCAUCAUUCAAGAACGUUCCCUUUGGCCCCUUCCUGGUAUAUGACCUUUGACCUCAAGAUUACCACUCUGACUUUCAUCAUUGUAGAUUAGCUUUAUCUGUAUUGAACUUAAUGUAAAUGAUAUCAUUCUGUAUCUAUUCUUUUGUGUCUGGCUUCUUUUACUGAAUGUUUUUGAGAUUCAUCUGGGUGUUACAUAUGUCACUAGUUCAUUUUUUUUUUAAUUGCAGUGCAGUGUGAAUAUAACAGUUUAUGUAUCCAUUAUCCUGUUGUUUUCAGUUUUGGGCUUACCAUGAAUAAAGAUGCUAUAAACUUUCCUGUA